Molecule: messenger RNA, 1089 nt
Organism: Mytilinidion resinicola
Lineage: Eukaryota; Fungi; Ascomycota; Dothideomycetes; Mytilinidiales; Mytilinidiaceae
Product: HET-domain-containing protein
Exons: 2
Source: RefSeq, a predicted model, not a curated record
AUGAAAAAGUGGAUAGGGCGUUGUAUCAAAGACCACCCCGAGUGUUGCCCAAACAGCCGUCCUCAGAAAUGGUACCCAAGCCGCCUGCUUGAUGUUGGGUCUUCAUCCGAGUCUCAGUCGCCCAUGAAUCCAACUGAAGCAAAAUUCAGAGUCCACGAUACAAAGAACCAGGAGACGUUAGGUCAUUAUAUGACUGUGUCCCACCGGUGGGGAGACAAGCAGCCCAUAAGCCUGACGCAAAACUCCGCGGCGGAUUUGAAGGGUGGAAUGCUCGUGUCAGAACUGCCAAAGACUUUCGCUGAUGCGGUCAAAGUGGCCUGGGAGCUGGGCAUUCGAUAUAUCUGGAUAGAUUCCCUCUGUAUCUACCAGGACUCCGAACAUGAAUGGCAGUCUGAAUCUGCCAAGAUGGGUCUUGUUUACAAGAAUUCCUGGCUGAACAUUGCUGCCAUUGAUUCUUCGGACUGCAAUGGCGGAUGCUUCUUCCAGCGCGACAAAAGAUUGGUGGAGCCGAUCAAGAUGAAGUUCAAAGACGAUGAAAAAGAAUUCCUAUGUAUUGACAGCAACUUGUGGCUAGUCGGGAUUGACGGGGCGCCGUUGUCGAAACGGGCGUGGGUUCUCCAAGAAAGGCUUUUAUCGCCACGACAAAUUCACUUUGGCGUACUGCAGCUCUACUGGGAAUGCCGUCGACACGCUGCCUGCGAGACCUUGCCAGGUAGCAUGUUGGCAUCCAUUCUAGAUCUAAUGUCAGCUGAAAAUACAGACGCCCAGAAUACUCGGAAAGCCACACCAUUGGACGUUUACACAGGUUGGCGACACUCGGUCCAAAACUACUCCAAAUGUAGCCUUACGUACCCUCGAGACAAACUCAUUGCAAUCUCCGGAGUUGCCAAAGAGAUGUCGAAAGUCAUUAAUGAUCAGUAUCUCGCUGGCCUCUGGAGGAGCCAGCUACCAACCACUCUCCUCUGGUCGGCGGAGCCGAGCGGACCUGCUUCUUCCAUUAGAUAUCAGAAAUCUCCAGCUGGCUCUGGUAACAUUUGGACACGGCCACGUCCCCUGCGUGCCCCAACGUGGAGUUGGGCAUCUUUAGAU